CGUUCAAUCCAGGCCAGUUUCUCCCCGUUAAAUCAAGAGUCGAUUGCUAAUCAAUCCCUUUUCGCAGUUCAAUCAAGCGUCGAUUCCUACUUACCCCUUUUUCCCUAGCCUUCGGAGAGGUUCUAGGUUUUCGGCACGAAAACCUGGAGAAGCGCGGAGCGCUUCGACGUAUUUUACUUAAUUAUAGAACCCUUUUUAAGAUGGUAUCAAGGUACGUGGCUACUUUUUCUAUAUAUAACCAGCUCCUAGAGGCGCGGCUUUAGUAAGGCAUACCUUUCUUUCUUUACAUAUAACAUCCUCUCUUUCCCUCCAAGGAUAGAGCCUUAGGUAUUACCAGCAUUUGAAUACCAGUCACGCGUGAGGCGACAACCCUACAGUACGCACGCCCCAGUCAUGGCUACAGAAACGUUUCACCCCUUCGGGAGACUGCCUCCGGAACUGCGAGAUCAAAUUUGGGACCUGGCAACGCUACCACUGUCACCAAACCAUCGACCUGCAGCUCAUUUUUUCACUCUUGCCAACAUGAGAGAAGACCGCUCGAUGAUCUCACUCAAGGACACCAUCUCUCAUGAUCCCUGGCACAGGUAUUGCUUAGUAGCCCCGCAGUGUAGUGGACCGGGGAAAAUGUCAUGGACAGAGUCAAAUCCUUCAGCAUAUCUAUCAGAGAUCGGCCUAUGGGGGGCUUGUAAAGAGUCUCGACGGCGAGUUCAGAAUUAUCGAGAUCCACUCAGCUGGAGCGAUUGGCGCGAGGUGUCAACGGAUUACGACGGAUCUGACAAGCUCGAUCGGCUCCCGCUUCUGGCGACAUUCUACUCUGAUGGGCAGAAUCAGAACUUCACCAUUUAUCCCAGAUCGGACCUUUUGUGUAUCCAGCCAUUUAACUUCGAUACUAUCAAUUGGGCCGAUAUUCAUUGUAACAAUUCAACGGUCAUCGGAGCAUUCGUCGGGGUACACCAUAUGGCUCUGGAGUUUGACCCGACAUGGGGCGACCCCUUAAGGGGUCCACCACCUUGCCUUGACAAGACGGGACCGCUUCGAUGCAUUGCGACAGCGGUCUCGUUUGAGACACAUUGGGUCAACAAUCUUUGGUUUAUCGACUACCGGAUUCGUCGGCGACCGGGAUCAACUCUCAACGAAAAAAGACACGUAUUCUAUGCCAAUUCAUGCAGAUAUGUCCAGGUCAGAGAGACCGAUACGGACUGGGAACUCGCUACUGAACCCGAUAUCUUCGAGUUUCUUGUUGACUUGAACGAAUCACUGGAGGAGUACUUCGCCGUUUAUUAUUUCGCGGAGGAAGAACGCCCAGAGACUAAUUGCCCCCGGUGGGGCCAGCCAGUGAUUGGAGUUCUAGCCUGCGAGGUAUCAUCAAAUGAAGAAUCACCGUGGUUAGCUUUUAAGAGUUCAGAAGGCGGCAUUUGUAAAAUGUGAAUGAGCAGGAUUGGGAAUCUGGUAACCUAUACAGUAUAGUUGCAGCACAGCGAUUCGACAUGCGGGGAUAGAGUCAUCUCAGCCUAGGUAUAUUAUAUCGUCAAUUUCCUCAUUACCGCCUACUCACGCUUUUGCGUAGUAGCAGCUAUCAAGAGAAGUAGGAGCUACCUUUAGAAAACGAAGGUAUAUAGUUAAUAGUAACAGAGCUAUAUAUUUGUGAACUGUAA
Messenger RNA from Durotheca rogersii, 1655 nucleotides. RefSeq lists its product as uncharacterized. The transcript has a single exon. Lineage: Eukaryota; Fungi; Ascomycota; Sordariomycetes; Xylariales; Xylariaceae. The coding region runs from base 394 to 1428 and encodes 344 amino acids. The record is from RefSeq and is a predicted model, not a curated record.